CGACGUUCAGUAACCUCUUUCCGCUAGGUGCCUUCGUAGAAUUUAGAAUGCCGAGUUGGACGCCAUUUUGUAGCUGAUUUAUAAGUGCAUUGUGCGCAGAAGGUUUUCUGUGAUAAUAUCGUGUAAAUUUCUAAUUGUCUGUGUUAAUUAGUGAUAUAUAAGUUGCAAAAAUAGAAUCUAAAAUGCCGGGCGCCGGUACUUUCAAAAUCUUCGUCGGGAACCUUUCCGAUAAAACGACGGACGCCGAUCUCAGACCGCUGUUUGAAAAGUUCGGUACGGUCGUAGAAUGCGAUAUCGUCAGAAAUUACGGUUUCGUACACAUGGAAAAUGAGCAAGUCGGACGCGAAGCCAUUCAGAACCUUAACGGAGAAAUAGUUCAUGGACAGGCGAUCAAAAUAGAAGCGGCCAAGAGCCGAAAGGCGCCGUCGACGCCGACCACUAAAAUAUUCGUCGGUAACCUAACGGACAAGACGCGCGCGCCCGAAGUCCGCGAGCUGUUUCAGAAGUUCGGCACGGUCGUCGAGUGCGAUAUCGUUCGUAACUACGGCUUCGUACACUUGGACGCGUCGGGCGACGUGAAUGAGGCUAUCAAAGAGCUGAACGGUAUGAUGGUGGACGGGCAGCCCAUGAAGGUGCAGCUCUCCACGAGCCGCGUCCGCCAGCGCCCGGGCAUGGGCGAUCCGGAACAGUGCUACCGCUGCGGACGCGGCGGUCACUGGUCCAAGGAAUGCCCCAAGGCGCUGGGGCCCGACCGCAACGGUUUCCGCGAUCGAGCGUUUGGCCGCGACCCGUACCCCCCACCGCCGCCGCCGCCGUUCCUCCGCGAUCGCAUGAUGGGAGGAUUUGGGGAUCCUUACGAUGGAUACUAUGAUAGAGCUCGAUUUGGUGAGAGUCCUCGUGAUUUAUUCGAGCGACGCUAUCCAGUCGGAGCUUCCCGGGGACUAGACAUGGGUGCUUCGCGUGCGCGAGGAGACUUCGUGUCGCCACCUCUGCGCAGGGAGCCCAUGCCACCCAUGCCCAACUUACCACCCAUGCGAAGCAGUAUGGGCUCUAUGAGAUCGUCUUACGACGCAAUGUACAGCCGAAGAAGUCCCCCACGAGGACCACAAAUGUCACGAGGAAUGUAUGAAGACUUCAGCAGAGACACAUUUGAUGACAGAAGGCCGGGUAUGAGAGGUCCGUCGCCUUCCAGAAGAUACGCCCCUUAUUGAAAAAAGAAGAAUUGACAUGUGUUAACUAGAAUUAAUUUGACAGUCCAAGGAAUCGGUACAGUGGAGCUAUACGAAUAUUUUUCACUUUUCGUAUCGUUGUCAAACAAAUAUACAUGUUUCAUAUGUUAUACAUACGCCAUUUCGUUUCCAGACGAAUGAUAUUAUAUUUUAAAUACAUAUGGAUUGGAGGUAUAUUUUUAACUAUUAACUGAGAUGACUUUACGUAUAGAAUACAUUAGAAAAUGUAAAAAUAUCCCCACUAGCUCCACAGACAGGACAAUAUUAUAGUUAAGUGACUGACUUGCAACUGAAACAUAGGUAGUAUUUUAUAUGGCUGCGUUCAUGUGUUGAAAUGUGAUGAGAAGAGUGUAAAUAGGUUAAUAAUAAAUUUCUCUUUAAGUAU
Vanessa atalanta (red admiral) is the source of this 1614-nucleotide messenger RNA. RefSeq names its product RNA-binding protein lark (gene lark). The record is from RefSeq and is a predicted model, not a curated record. The transcript has 5 exons. Gene Ontology annotation, cellular component: cytosol. Lineage: Eukaryota; Metazoa; Arthropoda; Insecta; Lepidoptera; Nymphalidae. The coding region runs from base 183 to 1211 and encodes 342 amino acids. Gene Ontology annotation, molecular function: mRNA binding; zinc ion binding.